CCCCAUUGUCCAAUAACAAAGUAACUAACAACCCCAACAACAACGUUUACCAUUUCAAAAAUUGUCUUACAAAAAGAAACGUUAUACAAAUCAUAACCCAAAGAAAAAUAUUACAGAAGAAAAAGUUUCAGUUUCUCUAAUUUUCCCACCUCCCAAACAGCCGAAAAUUACCACUGAUGCCUAAUUGGGAACUAAGUACCUGCUGUCAGCAUGACCAGGUCGUCUUUUUGGUCACCAUUGGUGUCUUUUCCCUUGUUAUCCUCGCUCUAUGGAGGACAGUACUAAUGACACCUUUUAAGCUCAUUACGGUGUUUAUGCAUGAAGCGAGUCAUGCAAUUGCUUGCAAACUUACAUGUGGUGAUGUGGAAGGAAUUCAGGUCCAUGCAAAUGAAGGUGGGGUGACACAAACGCGCGGCGGUAUAUAUUGGAUAAUCUUGCCCGCUGGAUAUCUUGGUUCAUCAUUUUGGGGGAUGGCUUUAAUACUUGCAUCCACAAAUCUCACUACUGCAAGGAUAGCAGCUGGUUGUUUGGGCGUUGCUUUGUUGAUUGUGCUCUUUGUUGCUGAGAAUUGGACACUUCGAGGUCUUUGUAUUGGAUUCAUAAUUUUCGUCGCGGUUGUGUGGGUAUUGCAAGAAACAACAACAGUACGGAUCCUUCGAUAUGUUAUUCUGUUCAUUGGAGUAAUGAACAGCUUGUUUUCUGUUUAUGAUAUUUACGAUGACCUAAUAUCUAGAAGAGUUCACUCUAGUGAUGCUGAGAAAUUUGCAGAACUUUGUCCUUGCCCUUGUACCGGUGUCGGCUGGGGAGUCAUCUGGGGAAUGAUAUCAUUUACUUUUCUAUGCGGAGCCAUAUAUCUUGGACUUGUGAUUUUAUCCUGAGGUUUCGAAAAUCUGAACAAUGUACUUCUGGAGGGGAUUCCGUACUCACAUUUUGGCCAAUGUAUGACAAAUCUGUAAUUCUGAAACAUUGUAAUUGGAUUCAUCGGGACACUUGUAGUGUGUUCGUGUGUAGUCUAGUCUGUAUGUAUGUAUGGCUUCAUUCUUUUAGCCCUUCUUGUUUGGGGUUACAUUAUACCAAUCUAUGAUUCAUUUGUACAGAUUACCAUUUUUACAAAAUUUCAGUGGGAAAUCCCCUUUGCAAACA
Molecule: messenger RNA, 1143 nt
Organism: Mercurialis annua (annual mercury)
Lineage: Eukaryota; Viridiplantae; Streptophyta; Magnoliopsida; Malpighiales; Euphorbiaceae
Exons: 10
Coding region: 177-878 (233 amino acids)
Source: RefSeq, a predicted model, not a curated record